Molecule: messenger RNA, 1402 nt
Organism: Doryrhamphus excisus (bluestripe pipefish)
Lineage: Eukaryota; Metazoa; Chordata; Actinopteri; Syngnathiformes; Syngnathidae
Product: corticotropin-releasing factor-binding protein
Biological process (GO): negative regulation of corticotropin-releasing hormone receptor activity; hormone-mediated signaling pathway; negative regulation of corticotropin secretion
Molecular function (GO): corticotropin-releasing hormone binding
Source: RefSeq, a predicted model, not a curated record
GCAUCCACAGCGCAGACGCAGCUGUUCUUUCUCCUUUCCCAGACUUCACCGUCAGCAUGUCUGCGUCGGUGCGCACACAACUGCUCUUCCUCCUCCUUUCGCUGUCAUCCCGGAUGAUGCUGAGCCGCUACAUCCAGGAUGAAGACAACUUUGAUGGAUUAUAUUCUCUUCUCAGUUUGGACCAGAAGAGAGAGACAGAGGAUUUUAUUUUCAGACGGCCUCUCGGGUGUUUGGACAUGGUGGCCACAGAAGGCUAUUUCACCUUUGUGGCGUCGCGACAGCAGCUCGCCUGUGCCACCUUCGUCAUCGGCGAGCCCAGUGAGGUCAUCAGCCUGGAACUGUCCGACGUCAACAUCGACUGCAACGCCGGCGACUUCAUCAAGAUGUUUGACGGCUGGGUUCUAAAGGGAGAGAAGUUUCCCAGCAGUGAGGACCACCCCCUGCCGAUGCACCAGCGCUACACAGACUUCUGCUCCCCGACGGCACCGAGUCACACCAGUCGCUCUUCCCAGAACGUUGCCAUGAUCUUCUUCCGCAUCCACAACCCUGACCGUGGCUUCACUCUUGUUGUGAAAAAGCCGCACAACCCUUUUCCUUGUAACAUCAUGUCUCAGAGUCCAGAGGGCAGCUUCACCAUGGUGAUGGCGCACCAGCACAGGAACUGCAGCUUUUCCAUCAUCUACCCAGUGGAGAUCCAGCUGACACAACUGAGCCUGGAGCAGGCCAAAAGUAAUGAGAUCAGCCCCAAGGUGAGGCUCUGGUCCGGCUGUUCGGAUUCUGGUGACUAUGUGGAGCUGCUGGGGGGAAACGGAGUGGACACAUCUCGCAUGUUCCCCGUGGCUGAUCUCUGCUUUCCACUCAGCGGUCUUGCCCAGAUGAAGAUCGGCUGUGAUAACUCUGUGGUGAGACUGGUCUCCAGUGGCAACUACAUCAACCGAGUGUCUUUCCAGUACCGACUACUGGAACGCAACCAGCUGACCAAAGCCCAUGAGAACAGCCUGGACAAUUUCUGCACAGUGGAAUGAAGACGUGAACAACACUACUUGUAAAUACAUACAUUGUUUAUACCGAUCCAUAAGUCUUUUUCUUGUUAUGAGUAGAAAUUUAAUUCACUUUUCCAAUUAUAUUAACUUUUAUUUCAUAAGUAAAGGUUAAUUCACGGGUCAUUGUCUUUUAGAUUAAUAUUCCUUAUGUUUGUACCCAUUUCUCAGUCACUCUUGUUUGUAUCACCAUGACAUUUUGAAAAUAAAAAAAAAUACCGUAAUGCAUGACAAAGCAGAUUUGGAAUGGUCUGUUUUCAAACAAGAACUACAAGAACAUUUUGGAUUUGUUGGGUUUUUUUUUAAAUGUCAUGCAUACAUCAAAAAAUAGCCUGCAUUUUUUAUUUUUUUUUUGCUGCAGG